UAUGAAAUCUGCGUCGUUUCACCGUUUCGGCCUCGGCUGUGCAGGUGCGCUUUGACUGCAAUAUCGCCGCGACCGAGAAUUAAGUACUAUCUGAAGAGUGUGGGCUUUGUCGCAAACGUCCAGCGUUGCUCACCCGAUCGCCUUCGACUUCCAUAACAAUUUUUAUCUUAUCUUUACGAAAAAAGGUCACCUGUGUCUGGUUGUUGGGUUUCAAAAUUGUGUCAGCAUUUUUAUACGGCGAGUGCAAUCCUGUGGUGGUCCUGGUUCAGUUUUGUUUCUUUCCAUCCAUUAUGAGUGGGCAGAUGGGAUGGAGUGUGGCUUUUAUCCGGCGUCCGACAAAUAGACCUGGGCAUGUGUUUUCUUGCGUUUGUGUUCCUGUUCAGCUUUGCAUCAUUUUCUUGCAAUGUGCCCCAAAAGAUUUCGUGUGGGAUGGCCUCUGUCGACUCUUCGUUGCGAUUCGCAUUGUGUCCUGUUUCAUUACUGGUCGACCCCCGAGCAGCCGUGUUCGGGUUUGUUCUGCAUAGACCUCUCAACCGUUCUGAUUCGAUUCGCAUGUCGUUCCCCCGACCAACCGUGUAAGUACAUUCGAGGUGUUCUGCUCGGACAUAUGAACUUGAGCUGGACUGAGGUGUUUUUGUUCAUCUAUGUUGAGUUUCUUUUUUUUUUUCUGUCUUUUUACUGUGUUCUGGUGUUGUCAUUUUGUGUCUGCUAUCGUCCAUCUCUGCUCGAAUUGUGUGAAAAGGUAGCCAUCUGUUUCUUCAUACGUGUCGCGGCUGGGUUGCCCGGCGGGACAUUGGCAAAGGCUCCUACGCCUCCUACAGUGUUGGAGAGCCUGGUCGGUGAGCGUUUGUCGAUGUGCGUUGGGGCAUGCCCCUGGUCAGCCCCCCAUGAUGUGUUAUACGUGGGUUGUCUUGCUUGUGUCUAUUUGGUUGCAUUGUGUCUCGUUUCCUUUUCUCUGGCGGGGGUUUAGGGCAGGUCCUGGGUUGGGAGCGAGGCCACUCGUCUCUGUCGGCCAGGCUGGAUGGAGAAAACAUUUGGGUGGAAUUACAGAAAAAGCGCCAAGGGAAUCCAAAAUUAGAAUAUAGACUC
Molecule: messenger RNA, 1089 nt
Organism: Aspergillus pseudonomiae
Lineage: Eukaryota; Fungi; Ascomycota; Eurotiomycetes; Eurotiales; Aspergillaceae
Exons: 1
Coding region: 404-970 (188 amino acids)
Source: RefSeq, a predicted model, not a curated record